Molecule: messenger RNA, 2589 nt
Organism: Myotis brandtii (Brandt's bat)
Lineage: Eukaryota; Metazoa; Chordata; Mammalia; Chiroptera; Vespertilionidae
Gene: PANK4
Product: pantothenate kinase 4
Exons: 9
Coding region: 233-2053 (606 amino acids)
Biological process (GO): coenzyme A biosynthetic process
Cellular component (GO): cytosol; nucleus
Molecular function (GO): pantothenate kinase activity; ATP binding
Source: RefSeq, a predicted model, not a curated record
CCGGGAAGAGCUGCGGGCUCGCAGGCCAGCCUUGCUUUCGUGGCCCGUAAGAACCCUCUGCCUCAGAGGCCUUUCGUGGCUCCAGGGGGUCACUCCCCUCCUGUCUGCCCGCCGCACGCGGCCGAGGCUGGGGCCGCAGCCUUGAGACCGGUGCCCCGGGCCCUUCCCACCUGCCCUGACUGUGUCAGGCAAACACAGGCCGCUCCUGCUUCCUGAGACUUGGUCUCUGGCCAUGUCGCCAGGGCCUGGCCGUGGGGACAGGACCUUGCUGCCCUCGGUGGCCUCCCGUGGUCACUCUGGGCCUCGGGCUGCCCCAGCCCGAGCCAGUGGGGGGCAGGACGCUGCUCUCCGGCCCCAGGCCUCGGGCGUUCCUGGCAAGAGCCUGCUGCUGGGACGACUCCUUUCGCCUCCGUCCCCACUGUCUCCACGGGAGCCACGCGUGUGCUGUUCGGGGGAAGCAUUGGGUUUGCCAGCUCCUUUCUUUGGGUCACUUUCCAGAUCAGAGCUCGAAGCGGCUAAUAAGCAACACGGUUGCCCAGAAAUGGGGCAGCUUCCUUCCCCGGGGCUGGUGUGCAGGGAACUAGGGGCAGCGCCCGCCGGGCUGGCCGGGCCUGGGAGGAGCAGAGGUGGGUCCUGGAGCUCAUCCUCGGUGUGGUGCCCGCAGGGUCUUCAAGUUCAAGUGGCAGCAGACGCCUGUGCCCACAACCCAAGUCCGGGAAGGAGAGCGCGUGGAGGGCUGAGCUCCGGUCCCUCCGUCCGCUUCCAAACGCCCGUGUUUGUCUCGCCCGCAGGGGGGUCGCUGACCAAGCUGGCCUACUACUCCACGGUCCAGCACAAAGUCGCCAGGGUGAGGUCCUUCGACCACGCGGGCCAGGACGCGGAGCAGGACUGCGAGUCGCCCUACGAGAUCUCUGUCCAGGAGGAGGUGACAGCCCGGCUGCACUUCGUCAAGUUCGAGAACAGCUAUAUCGAGGCCUGCCUGGACUUCGUCCGCGACCACCUGGUCAACACGGAGACCAAGGUCAUCCACGCGACCGGGGGCGGGGCCUACAAGUUCAAGGACCUCAUCGAGCAGAAGCUGGGGCUGCGGGUGGCCAAGGAGGACGUGAUGACGUGCUUGAUAAAGGGGUGCAACUUCGUGCUGAAGAACAUCCCCCAGGAGGCCUUCGUGUAUCAGAAAGACGCCGACCCCGAGUUCCGAUUUCAGACAAACCACCCCCACAUUUUCCCGUAUCUCCUGGUCAACAUCGGUUCUGGCGUCUCCAUAGUGAAGGUGAAGACGGAGGACAGGUUCGAGUGGAUCGGCGGCAGCUCCAUUGGAGGCGGCACCUUCUGGGGGCUCGGGGCCCUGCUCACCAAGACACAGAAGUUCGAUGAGCUGCUGCAUUUGGCCUCCAGGGGGCAGCACGCCAACGUGGACAUGCUGGUGCAGGACAUCUAUGGCGGCGCCCACCAGACGCUGGGGCUCAGCGGCAACCUCAUCGCCAGCAGCUUUGGGAAGUCGGCCACCACCGACCAUCCCGCCCCAGAGUUCUCCCCGGAGGACAUGGCCAAGAGCCUGCUGCACAUGAUCAGCAACGACAUCGGGCAGCUCGCCUGCCUCUACGCCAGGCUGCACGGCCUGGACCGCGUGUACUUCGGCGGCUUCUUCAUCCGAGGCCACCCUGUCACCAUGCGCACCAUCACCUACAGCAUCAGCUUCUUCUCCAAGGGGGAAGUCCAGGCGCUGUUCCUGAGGCACGAAGGCUACCUGGGCGCCAUCGGGGCGUUUCUCAAAGGAGCCGAGCAGGACAACCCCGACCAGUACAGCUGGGGCGAGAACUACGCGGGCAGCUCCGGGCUGAUGAGCUCGUCCCCCGAGCUCGGCCCCACGCAGGGGGCGAAGAUCCCCAGUUCGACCUCCUGGAAAUGGACCGGCUGGAGAGGCCGCUGGUCAACCUGCCGCUGCUCCUGGACCCGGCGUCCUACGUGCCCGACACGGUGGACCUCACGGACGACGCCCUGGCCCGCAAGUACUGGCUCAGCUGCUUCGAGGAGGCCCUGGACGGGGUGAGGGGCCGCGGCUCAGGUCCCAGGCAGUGACCCCGUGAGGGGGAGGCGUCCCGGGAGCUGGUCCCCCUGAGGGCAGGGCCGCUGUGCUCCUUGGGGGCAUGGCUCCUGGGGUCCGAGGGGACGGUGAGCUGGGACGAGGCCCAGUGGGGCUGGCUGUGUAUGAACCCCUGGCUGGUCACUGCGCUGCCUGGGGGGCCGGCUCUUCAGCGUCAUCUUCAAGUUCGAGGUCCCGGCCGAGUGAGGCCCGGCCGCGGCCGACAGGCAUCAGGGAUGGACUGGGACGGCGACAGGGACGCUGCGUCCGAUAUUUAUGUUGUGCUUCUGUGACUCAGGCGGGCGCGGCGGGCCUGUUCCCGGCGGCGGGCCGUUCCUCACGCUGCCGUGUCCGUGCUGGGAGGCACUGUCUGCCCGGGACAUUCGUAUUGGAAUGUAUUUAACUGUUAAAUAACCUUUUAUAUAUGUUAAAUAUAUAUAUAUGCCUGUGUCUGACAGGGCGCAGGCGCGAGGCACGCACCAAAUAGAAUUUCUAGAGCGAGA